Molecule: messenger RNA, 4866 nt
Organism: Symsagittifera roscoffensis
Lineage: Eukaryota; Metazoa; Xenacoelomorpha; Acoela; Convolutidae
Product: muscle, skeletal receptor tyrosine protein kinase-like
Exons: 1
Coding region: 20-3076 (1018 amino acids)
Biological process (GO): multicellular organism development; cell surface receptor protein tyrosine kinase signaling pathway; protein phosphorylation
Cellular component (GO): plasma membrane; signaling receptor complex
Molecular function (GO): ATP binding; transmembrane receptor protein tyrosine kinase activity; protein binding
Source: RefSeq, a predicted model, not a curated record
GUCAUGUGAGCUUACGAACAUGGAGUUACUCAUAGCAAUCGUCUUUUUCAGUAACUUUUUAUCAGUCGCAACGGAGCAUGAUUUGAAUUUUGCAAUCAUUGACCGUAAAAAAGCAGAAAAGGCCAAACCGAACCAGGCGAUGCAUUUUGUUGACAUUGAUAUUCAGUCGGAUUUUGACAGUAAACAGGAGCUAACAGAUUAUUACGGAUUGAUGCUGACUUUUACACCAGUAAUUGAUAAAAAGGACUUCAAAGUGUUUACCUUAGAGGAUAAGUCGAGAAUGGCUUUUCACUCUGUUAGGAAAGUAGAUGGAGCAGAUCGUUUAGCCGUUAAGUUUAGCCAAGUAUCUACUGGAGACUUUGGAGAAUACACACUGUGUGCAUGUCCGAGGUCACAUCCGAAAUUUAGCGAAAAACUAUGUGACGAAAACUCAUGCGCCAAAAUAGUUUUUGAGUUGGAAAAUGAAAUGGAAAUGUGUUCACCAGCUCCAUCAGAUGAAAUUUGCUCAAAAGAUAUUCUUCAUUAUGAUUGGGUCAAGCCCAAUUUAGUAGAAGUUCAAAAUAAAAUAGAAAAUUUUGAAGCUCAUCAUGCUAAAAAUCUGGAGACUGCGUUCAGCGAAGCUUCUGAAGAGUGCAGGAUACUGUUGAAGUCAGCCAUGUGUGUUAUUUUUUAUCCAAAAUGCAACUCAGAGGAAAAAAAGAACAAAAUUUUAGGAAUAAAUAAACUGUGCAAACAAGACUGUCUUGAUGUUUUCGAUCUAUGCUCGGGAACAGGGUGGGAGGCAAUACGUGAAAAGUAUACUGACAAUAAGACUGUGGCUGUCCAGUUUGACCUUUUCAUGGGUAACCUUACAGCAGUUUUCAAAGCAUUAGAAUUCGAUACCGGUGCUACGUUCGAAAAUGGAAGAAAAACAUGUAGCGCUCUCACAGACACUGAUAGCUGUGUGUCAAUUCAGGCUGCUCAGGCGAAAAGAGCUAUUAAAGCUGAAAACGCCACUAGAGAUUGCUACAACAAAACGGACGGUGGGGAGUUUUACCGAGGAGAUGCUUCACAUACGCAAAACAAAGAACAAUGUCUAAAAUGGACUUCGGCUGUUCAGUAUAUACACCUGAAUACUUAUUCUUCUAACGCUGUUGAGUACAUUGAGCUAUACUCCGCAAGUAAUUUCUGCAGGAAUCCUGCGAAUGUAUCGACUUUGCAGCGCAAAUCAAGGCCAUGGUGUUUUUAUAGCCAGAGCGAUUGGGGAUUUUGCAGCAUCAGUCCUUGUGUUGAUGACGAAAAUCCCCAGCCGUCUUUCUCGCCAUGGGUGUACUUGUCGACGACUUCAAUGGUCUUAAUUUUCAGCGCAGUAGCGUCUCUGAUUCUUCUCGCAUCACUACUCAUAUUUAUUUUGCUAUGUGUGAAAUGUCGCCGUAAAAAAGAGUUGCCAGAAGAACAGUUUUUCAAAAACAUUAAGAAUUCGGAAUAUAAUUAUGCCUGCAAAGAUGAGACCGGUAUGUGGAAUUAUGAACGCAGUCAGAUUGCUAUCCUUUCGCGACUCGGUCAGGGUGAGUUUGGAAUAGUCCACAAAGCUGAAAUCCGGAAGUCAAGUGACCACGCAAUGUUAGUUGCCGUCAAGGCUCUGAAAGUUGAAGCUACCUCUUCUGAGAGACAAAAUUUCCGCCAAGAGGCAGAGUUGAUGAACAAAUACAGUCACGAAAAUAUUGUUAAGUUCUACGGUGUUUGCUUUGAAGGAUCACCUCAGGAGCCGUUGUACAUGAUAUUUGAGUUUAUGCCAAGUGGUGAUUUGCACGAGUAUCUGACCAAGCUCUGUCCAUCGACCCCGAAUAAUGCAGAGCUAGAGCGGGAGGCCAUGGAUAUCAUUGUACGAGCUGUUGAGAAACAUUUGCCUCUUUUUCACUCUAUCUGCAUCCAAAUUGCAAAAGGACUGGCCUACUUAGCAAAGAGACAGCACAUCCAUCGUGAUAUAGCAGCUCGUAAUGUCCUUCUGAGCGAAGACGCCAAAAGUGGAAUUCUUACGGUGAAGUUAUCAGAUUUUGGACUGUCGCGAAAUAUAUACAACAGGAACUAUUACCGUAUGAAAAGUAAAUCUCUGCUUCCUGUUCGUUGGAUGCCUCCUGAAGCCAUAACAUAUGGGACUUUCACGACAGCCAGCGACGUGUACUCGUUUGGAAUUGUGCUCUGGGAGAUUUUCACAUUCGGGACUCAGCCUUACGACAACAUCCUCAACGAAGACGUAGUGCCUCACAUCUUGAAGCCUGAAAUCCUGAAGCAGCCCACUGGUUGUCCCGACAGCAUGUACGAAAUAAUGAAGCAUUGCUGGUGCUAUCAUUCUAAAAAUCGGCCCAAAGCGGAGGAGUUGGUUGAGCAGUUGCAGUUUGAGGCUGCACGUGAUCGGAUAAAGUCACCCAGGACGAUGCACAGGGCACAGUUGCCUCAGCACAACUACAACAACAUGGAGGCCAUUGUGAAAAACAAUCGUCAAAAUGCAGCAAAACAACAAACAUCCCAGAUUUCACCUGGAGCGAAUGCUUUCGACCCCACAAAAGCAGAGAAAGGUUCCAGAUUUACCGGUUUUGGAAAUCCAGGGGCCAAAAACCCUCCCAGUAUUCCUAGGCCUCAGUUCCAAAUUCGUCCGAGUUGUAACAACUCAAACAUGCCUAACAAUAAAAAUUUAGUUAGGGGUAACUUCAACCGCUUUAACCAUGCGAAUGCUGCUUGGAGGUCCCCCAUGGGAACUUUCCCGCCGCAAGUGCAGACUCCGAAUGGGCAGCAAGUGUUUAACAUGUCAGAUUUGAGUAAUAGAGGAAUGCAGAACCCUAAAAUGCACAAUUUUGACGCCUCUGGACCGAGAGGACCUCCAAGUCUAGCAAGGCCGGGUUUCCCGUCCAACAACCAGCAGUCGCGAGGAGCUGCAAUGCAGUACAACAUCGGAUCACAAGGAGCGUUUCCCGGAUCCCUAAUGCACAAAUACCCCCCAAAUGGUCCCGCUCAAAAUAGAAAGGGCUCUGGAUUACCGCAGCAUUUUAACAACAACCGAAGUGCCGAUCAGUUGAACAAUUUCUCAGCUUGCUAGACUAGAACCUGAAAUUUGACAUUUAUCAAAACUAGCCAAGAGCUACCGUAAAUCACCUUUGUUCCAGCUUUAGUUCUUUAAAGCGUCAAGAGUCUGCAGAGUAUGUCUGACCUAACCACGAUAACAGUAUUUCUGGACUCUUGACUCAGGUGUUGCUGCUAACUGUUGCAAAGUUUAUUGAUUUUUUUGGAUGAGGUUGAUCAAGUUGUUUAUUUUUCUAUUUGUUCUAUUAUCUGUUUAAUCAACAUCAAUUAUCGGCAUCUUGCUUGAAUGGUGAAGGGAAUUAAAUUUUGGUUUAUGAAAUAUUUAACAAGAUGCAAUGGUAGAUGUCACAUCCUGUUUCUACUAAUUUUAUGUGACUCUAAUUUACAAUAAAGUUGAUAUUACAGUCAGUUUAGAGUUAGUUAAUCAAGUGUCCCAUUAACAGCUUACUUUCGAGAUAUCGAUCAUUCAUUCAUAAAUGACACUUGGUUAAACCUUUGGUCAAAUAGUUUGCAUGGUUCUGAUAAUAGCGCAGCUAACAGCUUAUCAGUUGAGUUAGUUUUGCAAUAACGGUUUUGAUUGCUGCCCAUUACUGACCUAGAACAUUCUGUAAAUCUUCUAAAUCUUUGGUUUGUCGAACUCAUGAUGAAUAAUACUUGCUUCAAAUACAGAUCAUGCUUUCAAGAAAGCCUCGAUUUGAAACAUGACAUAAUGAGCAUGUUUUAUUGAGCGUGGAUCGAGGAAAGAAGCAAACCGAUUGUUUUUGGAAAAACCUCUAAAGGCAGCUAUAAAACAGUGCAGUAAGAAAACCAUUUUUGUUUGGUUUAGUCGAAUUAUCCUUUUGUACAAAUUUGCAUCUAGUUAGAUUUUAGCAGCAGUUAUUUUUCGCAGUGUUUUAUUGGUGUUUACAAUAGUGCAAUGCCGGUUAACGGUUAAUUUAUAUCGGCGUAUUUAUAUAUCCUGAAACUUAUUUUUAAGUGGUGCGAACUCUUCAACUUCAUUUUUGAGAUUUAUUAGGGAGUCAAAAGUUAGACUGGAUCACUUUGACGGACGUUGAUUCAGUUCUGAUUUUGCGAAGUAGUGAUGGUAAACACGAACGGAAUUUCCUUCGAAAUUAAGAAACAGUAGAUUUCAGUAGAAAAUUUAUUCAGGAUUGAUUCAAAUUUUCGUGAUACUAUUCCAGCUGUGACCUGUCUAGUAGGAUAUUAACAAAUAUUGUCCAAACUUUAGUAAAUAUUCCGACCUUGAAAAGAAACGCUAAUAAAUGUUUUAACUUUAAUAAAUAAUGAUCUCUCGUCCAGCAUUUUAUCGAUGAUGUUAAUUAUGCGGUAAAAUGUAUGAAAAUCAAUUUGCAAACCUUGAAAUUUGAUCGUUCUUUUUUAAAGAAAAAAUGUUCGCGUUCAUGAAGUUAAUAGAAAUAUAUUUAUUUAUUAUAAAGAUCAAAUGAGAAGCCUAACAAUUUAGUAAAUCUAGUGUAUUGACCGGUCACAGUUUGUAUUGGAGCUAAUAAGCGCAGUGCAGUUUAAUGUGCUAGUUUGGUUAUCAAUCACUACCCAAUUCUCCUCCCUAUCCCAAAUUAUUUUUGUCUCUCCUUCUCAUGUUCUCUCCCCUCUAUCUCUCUCUCUCCGGUCUUGGCCUUCAGUGAAAACGACGCUUUAAGUUUUCUAUUUACUGCUUCGCUUGAUGAAUGUUGUCUUGUCUUCAUGUUUGCAUUUGUCAAGCAUUAGUUAGAUUACAUUAUUGAUUUACAUUGGCUGUAAAUUAAAGAAAAACUGCAAUAGAUUGCUACAUUUAUCAAGAAAAAAAUC